Molecule: messenger RNA, 1782 nt
Organism: Quercus lobata
Lineage: Eukaryota; Viridiplantae; Streptophyta; Magnoliopsida; Fagales; Fagaceae
Product: mediator of RNA polymerase II transcription subunit 25-like
Exons: 10
Coding region: 1-1782 (593 amino acids)
Biological process (GO): positive regulation of transcription by RNA polymerase II
Cellular component (GO): mediator complex; transcription regulator complex
Source: RefSeq, a predicted model, not a curated record
AUGGCAGCAAAGCGGCUAGUCAUUGUGGUGGAUGGCACUGCAGCCAUGGGCCCCUACUGGCGCACCAUUGUCUCAGACUACCUUGAAAAGAUCAUCAGGUACUUCUGUGGACAGUCAAGGGGGCAGGAGCACUCUGGUCAAAUAGUUGAGCUUGGAGUGGUUAUGUAUAAGGCUCAUGAUGGUAAAGGUUUGAAGGUACGACGUAGUGGCUGGAGUAGAGAUAUGGAUAAAUUUAUAGAAUGGCUGUUAGCUUUUGACUUUGAAGGUUGUGGUCAAGACAAUGCUGCCAUUGCGGAAGGGCUUGCUGAUGCACUUGUGAUGAUUCCAAAGCCUGCAAAUGGAAUAGAAGCUGCACAAUAUUUUCUUGGAGAGAGGCAUUGCAUUCUUGUUGCUGCUAGUAACCCCUAUCCCAUUCCUUCUCAACUAGAGCUGCCAAAGAUCAGUGAUGGGUUUUGUGGUGUAGAAACAUACUUGAGCAUGACUGAUGCUAAGACAGUUGCUGAAAUGUUCAUUCAGUGCUUCGUGUCUCUAUCAGUAAUAUCCCCAAAGAAGUUUCCAAAACUUAGAGAAAUAUACAAUGCGGGAAAUGACAGCCACAAUGGAACAGAUCCUUCGUUAUAUAAUGCUAAACAUCCUCAGUUUCUCGUUCUAUUGUCGGAGAAAUUCUUGGAGGCUCAUGCUGCACUUUAUCAUUGUGAAACGAUGAGUACAUCAUCAAUUAAUAGUGCAGUUGCAGUGAGAACCAAUUCAGUACCCAUGAAUUCAAACUUUCAACUUGCCCGUUCAGGUUAUGAAUUUACAAUUCCAGAUAAAAACGUAACUAUCAUCCUGAACCUAUUUGUAGGACUCCCCCAGGACCAGAAUAAUAGUCCUGCAGGAAACAUUCCAACUGAAACAUCAACAGUGCCUGCUGUUUCACAAGACUGGUGUGUUCCGCCACGUGAUUUUUCCACUAGCAUCCCAAUAAGUGGCCAAACUUCAUCCCUCUCCUAUAGCUUUAAAGAGGAGAUCACAGAGGAGGAAAUAAUGGGGGCACUCAGCCCUGAAAAAUUCACUUUGUCACAAAACACAAGUACUACAAAUCCAACAUCUGUUUGUGGCGGUACUCCACCCGAAAUUAUGACAUCUGCAGCUGAUGCUGGAGAAAAUUCCGGAGGUCAUUCAAUAAUGUCUACUGUCAAAGAGACUCCUCAUGAUGACACAUCAGUAUUUGACUGGAGAUCAUUAUUGAGAGCCACACAAAGUACGGAAAGCACAAGUAAACAUUUGUGUUCAAUUACUAGUGCUUCUGGAAACUUGAAUAAUUCCAAGCCUGCUGAACUUGGAAGUAUGAGUACUAAAGAACAAGGUCCCUCUAAAAGCAAUGAACCACAGGGAGUUACAUCACAGGCAUUAGCAGGGACUUCAGAAAGUUUGCAAAGCACAACUGAUAGCUCAUUUAUGUCUUCUUCUUUUAUAUCUGGAAUUUCACAGCCUGAAAUUCUUCAAACCACAUAUGCUGGGAUACACAGCCCUCAUUUUUCCAUGUUGCCACCAAUGGCUAAAUCAGAGGCAUUGUCAGGGACUUUACAAACGACACAAACUUCGGCCAGUUCAUUUACUUCCAAUACUUCUAAGCUAUCUGGGAACUUGAGGACUAUGCAGCCUUUAGCCAGCCUUCGAAGAACCAUAGGCAAUAAUCGUUUGCAGUCUAAAAAGAGACAAAGAGGUCAAUUAGGUGUAUCAUCCCACAGAGGAAGAUCAAAAUUUCCACUGCCAUUGAUCUGGAACACAACUAUGUGA